CAGCCGAAGAAUAGGGGGUUUAAAGGGGGCAUCCAAAUAUGCAGCUAGAAUUAAAUUAUCAAUAGUGUGGCAUAAUACCUUCGUAUCAAACUCUUUGUCACUACAUAUUAGAACAUUUAAAUGAACAGUUGAGUAUUUUUCUUCGUCGGAUUGAAUACCAUAAUCUCUGACCGCCGUGGCAUUGCCGAUAACACUGUUAAAGAUUUAGAGUGUUCAGCCAAGCCGGCCUAUAUCUAUUCACGCCGCCAACAAGAUAAACAGCACUCUGGAAGCUAGUCCUUUUUUAUGUACAUAAAAGGGUUUUAAUUGAAAAUUUGUAGAAAGUCUGUAGUUUCUGUUGGCGGCAUAACACCCCGGAAUCCCCCUGCGUGUCUACCUGUUUGCGUUUCUACCUGUAGGCCACCAACAAUCAAUACACUCCAGCCGAAAAUCAAUUCUGUGGAGUUUACUUUAAAACGGUAAAAAAGUGACCCAUCAGUUAUUGUACCGACGAGCACCUGUUAGAGACCCGGUCAACAAAGUCAUGGAGAGGAGGGACAAGGCGUGGAUCUAAAGUGUGGAGAUGAUGAAGUAGACGAUGGCGACGAGUGAUGAUGAGAUAGAAGAAGUGAUAGACGACGCGUCUGUUGUCUCCGGAGAUGACUUGUCAUUGUUUGAAGAAGUCGACAUCGAGGUUGCAUUUGAAGGGGACGUGGAAAACAGCGAUGAUGAAAGCGCAGUAAGGACCAAGAAGAAAAAAUUAACGACGCACACUCUAGCCGUGGAUAGAAAUGUCGAUCAGAGUGAAGACGAAGAUAAUAUAGACACCGAGAAAGAUUCCCGGCGUAACUCACGUAGAAAAGGGUCGGAAAAGAUCGGAGAUACGGAGAAACCCGAAGGUCAACAAGAGAGCGACGAAGAAAAAGAAAAAGUUUCUUCCAAUCUUGUGAAUGAGGAUAAAUUAGAAGAAGCAGCUGAGAACAAAGUUCGCAUCAUCAUAGAGCAAUGCGAGACGCCAGCAAAGGAAGAUGACGAAGAAGGCAAGAUAAACAUUCCUAGGGAGGAAGAAGCUAAAACGGAACAGCCGAAACUGAAAUGGCAUCAGAGAUAUGCUCUACAGAAAAGGAAAAAGUGGCUGUGGCCCCGAAAAAAGAGAGAAGUCAACGAAGAGGAAGGAGAUGAGAAUGAAGAGGAAAAGGAAGACGAAGAUGGAGGAGUAAAACAGAUGGGGGUCGAGAAAGAGGAAACAAAGAUAGAAGAAGAGGAAGAUACAGAAAUGACACAUGAGGAGAAAGAGGACAUGUAUAAUGCUGUCAGAAAUGGCGAAUAUCUCCUUUUCCAAGAUCUGCUGGACAAAAAGAACGCUGACAUAAACAUGCUCUGGUACAGAGAAAAUUUGCUUAUGGUAGCGAUGCGCGCGCAGCAGAUGGAAAUGGUAGAAUUUCUAAUUGACAAUGGCAUUGACUACAACUACGAAACAACACUUUUGGAUUUGAAAGAUCGAGAGAAGACAGGUAAACGCUUGUUUCAGUACAAACUGUCGUGUCGACAAAUGGCUUAUGAACUGGAUCUCUUGAACGUGGUUGAAAUGAUUGACGUGAAAAACAACCAAAUUCACAAGUACUACAAAAUAACCCCUCGUGUUCCGCGAAUGCGCCGUCCUCCUGCUCCCACACCCCCAUGUUUGAUGUACAGUGACGAGGAAGAUGAGGAUGAGGCGGAACUAUUGGCAGGAGGGGAUAGUGAUCUGUUAUCGAGUACUUCCCAGCUGGCGGAAACUAGCGAGUCCAAAACAGAACAAGGUCAAUCAAAAACGGAGGUCAGCGAAGACAAAAGUGCAGACAGGAGGGUAGAACUUACGGAGGAGCGAGUUGCUGAAUUAGAAAUCACGGAUGACAUAUACGAGACGCCUUCCCCUUGUCCUAACAAUGUGGUAUUCAACAAAUACGAAUUAGUCGAGGAAAGACCUGGUCUUCUCCGACGCGGAACAAAGUCAUCCAUUGGACUACAACAGUACAAUGAUAUCAAAUACAGACACCAUGCAUAUUCGAAAAGUGCACACGCCACAGGUGUUGUUGAUACAGUAGGGAGUUAUGCUUGGGAAAGCAGACGUUGGCGACCAGUCAAAAGUGCUUCUGUUGAUAAACAGUCGGAGCAGAGCAUUCCUUUUGUUGCCCGGAUGUCUUCUUGUCAAGCACACACGAAAUCACAGACUUCACAUUCGACAUCACAUCCGUCAAGAAAACAGAGAUACUCUCGGCCGAGGCCUUUGUCCUCGCCAGCCUCGUUUUCAGUAGAAAUUCAAAACAUCUUGGGACAGAGUCGUUUGCUUCGGACAGAACCAGCAUUACCGUAUAUCAAACCUCCGAACAGAGGCUCACGAUCACAGUCCGCUAAAGCGAUAACUCCUUGGUGCCACAGUAACUCAUCUGCUGUAUUUGAACGCUUAUCAAAUACCAAAAUACACAAUAAAAUACAAAAUCCCAGAUUUUUUGUGAACAGACAAAUAAGUUUACGGACGAAUCGCUGAAUGUAUGAUGACAUCAUCAUAUAAUUUGUUCUCUCUGAAAAACUCUGUUUAUUCUGAGGGAUGAGAAUGUUUGCUCUUGUACAAGUGUUAGGCACCAGUAUGAUAACUCUUCCUUUGUGUUGUGAAUUUCCAUUUAUGGCGUCAUUAUUCAAUGUGAUUUUAAUAUACGUUAUGUAAAAUAUAAUUAUUUUUUUCACGGUGCUACUUCAGCUGUUAAUCCAGAACUAUAUUUGACCAUCAUGCACAUGUUUU
Molecule: messenger RNA, 2761 nt
Organism: Saccostrea echinata
Lineage: Eukaryota; Metazoa; Mollusca; Bivalvia; Ostreida; Ostreidae
Exons: 6
Coding region: 578-2509 (643 amino acids)
Source: RefSeq, a predicted model, not a curated record